This is a messenger RNA of Drosophila eugracilis, 883 nucleotides long. RefSeq names its product DNA-binding protein RFXANK. NCBI's taxonomy places the organism in Eukaryota, Metazoa, Arthropoda, Insecta, Diptera, Drosophilidae. The transcript has a single exon. Gene Ontology annotation, cellular component: nucleus. The record is from RefSeq and is a predicted model, not a curated record. The coding region runs from base 92 to 796 and encodes 234 amino acids. Gene Ontology annotation, molecular function: protein binding. Gene Ontology annotation, biological process: regulation of gene expression.
UUUUUCAACUAUCACAUAAUUUUAUUUAUAAAAAUAUAUACCCUUUUUCGUAACCAAUAUAGGGUAUUAAAGAUAAAUAAAACCAAAACAAAUGGUGGCACCAGCUGGCACUCUCCAAAAUAAUACAAAUUCCGACGAAGAUGAGGGUGUCCGGUCGGCCCCAACUUCAAUGCUGGUGCUGGACGCCAAACGGAAGAGUGCCUUCCUGCCUUACCGACCCCAGUCCACGGUAUUAACAAACCUACAACGCGGGAACACCGAGGCCACCUUUUGUCCAGUCGAGGUUUCGCUCUCUUUCCACGAACGAGCUGGCCAGGGAGAGAUCACUGAGGAGCAGGUUGCUGCUGAACAGACGCGUCAGCAGGACAUUGACCAAAAAGACAGUCAUGGUUUCACGGCCCUCCAUUGGGCAGCUUCCUAUGGGCAACUGGUGUCUGUGCAGCUCCUCGUUGCUGCUGGUGCCAAUGUAAAUAAUAUGGCCCCGGAUCUGGUCAGUCCACUUCUUCUGGCCGCUGCUGGUGGGCACAACGAGAUCGUCCGCUUUCUGCUUGAGCACGGCGCGGAUUCCGGUCACAUGGACAUUGUUGGGAGUACGGCGCUCAUGUAUGCAGCUGCCGGCAAUCAUCCUCAUACUUGCAAUGAGUUGCUGGCGAGAGAUUUGGAUCUGAGUGCCACUAACGAGGACGGGGACACUGCAUAUUCCCUUGCCGUGGAGCAUGGCGCUCAUCUGGCUCAGGCACUGCUGGAGCAGUACAUGACGGCAAUAAUAACGGCGGGUGCCUUCGGUAGUAUUUAAUUGUAUGUAGAUUUAAGGCUUUAAUGUUUUGUAUAAGUCUAGAAUCAUUUGUCCUGUUUUAAAAAAAGUGUAAAGCUCAAAGCACAA